Exophiala bonariae is the source of this 1707-nucleotide messenger RNA. RefSeq lists its product as uncharacterized. The record is from RefSeq and is a predicted model, not a curated record. The coding region runs from base 1 to 1707 and encodes 568 amino acids. Gene Ontology annotation, molecular function: catalytic activity. The transcript is spliced from 3 exons. Lineage: Eukaryota; Fungi; Ascomycota; Eurotiomycetes; Chaetothyriales; Herpotrichiellaceae.
AUGAAUCCUAAGUCUCAGUACGGUUCCGUAGCCACGGAGGCGUACAGAAUUCUUGAUACGAAGUUACUGCAUAAUAAAAGUCUCCAGAUUCCUGCUUCAAUCGUGGACCGAUUGUCAACAGUCUCAUUUACGCCUGCAGAUACACCCCCGAUCAUCCCAACCCCGUGUAAGAUAUCGGAGUCUGCUUCUGCUCUAUGGGCUUUGGUUGGGCUGUUCAGUGCCAAAAUCUAUGAAGACAGAUAUGGGGCUGGCUCGCAGAAGGUUGAGGUCGAUGUUCAUCAAGUUACACUGUUCCCAUUUUCGGCAUUCUUACUGGAAAUAGGUGGUAAAGGGAUGUGGGACAUCAGUCUCCGAGACCGCACUCGUCAUAUGGAUCUCGGAAAUUUUAUGGAGCCUUACAGAGCUUUGGCUACGAAUGUGUACAAGGCUCGCGAUGGUCGUUUCUACCAUCUUCAUGGUGGUUUAAAUCAGACAGCGAUCUUGGAUAUGCUAGGAUUGCCUCAAACACGACCUGACCUCUCUGCGAAGGAUGCUGUCAUCAUCAAGGAAAUAUAUGCGAAGGCGAUCGCGCAACACGACAGCAGAUGGCUAGAUCUCGAAGCCAAUGAGUUCUGGCGCCAGGCAGGCACCAUCUGCUACACCGCCGAGGAGUUCAGGCAAACUCCACAUGGCAACGCUUCGGCGAACAGCCCGUUGUAUGAAAUCUACAACGUUCAGGAAGAUCUGCCAGCUACUGCGUGGCCUCCUGCUCAAGCUCACAAGAAGAAACCUUUAACAGGAAUUAAGGUGCUUGAUUUGACCCGAGUGAUUGCUGGCCCGACCAUAUCAAAGACUCUUGCUCUACUCGGCGCCGACGUGCUACGUAUCUCAUCCAAAACCGUGCCCGAACCCUCGAGCAUCAUCUUUGAUAUGCAAAUCGGUAAAAGAGAUACCAGCCUCAACUUGAAGUCGAAAGAAGGAAAGUUAGCUUUCCGAACCUUAGUUGAGGAAGCCGACGUUAUAAUUGAUGGCUACCGCCCUGGGGCGUUGGAGCGAAUGGGAUUCGGCCGUAAGUGGGUACAUGAAAUGGCGCGGAGGCGUGGAAAAGGAAUUGUUUAUGCAAGAGAAAACUGUUAUGGAUGGGUGGGCGAGUGGAGCCAUCGGUCUGGCUGGCAGCAGAUCAGUGACUGCGUAACUGGAGUUAGCUGGGAACAGGGCAAAUUCUUGGGAUUGGAUGAGCCGGUAGUGCCACUCCUACCAAAUUCAGAUUACCAAACUGGGGUGGUAGGAGCGGUCGCUAUCCUCCAAGCACUCGUGCAACGUGCAGAGACUGGUGGGGAUUACAACGUGGAUUUGUCGCUGAACCAAUUCAAUCUCUGGUACUUGGGUCUUGGUCUACACGAUGCUCACACGGGCCUCCAACUCCUUGACAAACACCCAAAUUUCAAACCACGACAUGAUAGUGAGGUUUUCCUGCUCCUCGACAUGACUAGACGAACAUGUACAGAGGCGACUGGAACGGAGAAGGGUGACUUGUUCGAUCCCGAUCGAUGGACAAAUGGAGAGAUCAACUGGGGUAUAGUUGGUGAGAAAGCGCGCUACCUUGACUGGACACGAUUUAUGACGUUUCAGUCUGCUUCUGGUGAGGAUGAUGAUCUUAUACUGUCCUUCGACCAUGGAUCUUGCCUGCCUGGGAGUCAUGAGCCCACGUGGUCGACUGUCUCAUAG